Gadus chalcogrammus (walleye pollock) is the source of this 4107-nucleotide messenger RNA. RefSeq names its product pyruvate kinase M1/2a (gene pkma). Gene Ontology annotation, biological process: glycolytic process. Lineage: Eukaryota; Metazoa; Chordata; Actinopteri; Gadiformes; Gadidae. The record is from RefSeq and is a predicted model, not a curated record. Gene Ontology annotation, cellular component: cytoplasm. The coding region runs from base 1872 to 3788 and encodes 638 amino acids. Gene Ontology annotation, molecular function: pyruvate kinase activity; magnesium ion binding; potassium ion binding. The transcript has 11 exons.
GUUUUCAGCAUUGGUACCCCGCAAGGCCGCUGAGUUUCUCUACACUACUCUUUUAGCCUCCCGGUACUUUAACCUCAAUACCGGGAACAUGUUUUCUUGCUGUUCAUGUUGACACUCGAGGAUGGCGACAUGAACUCCACUUGAGGUCUGAAGGGAUUAUGUUUCCGGAGAAUUUCGCUCCUUGCUGUGUGGUAUAGUUUUUGAUGUCCAGGUAAUGGAGAUGAUGUUGGUUGGGUUACAUGAACCAGGUUAUCACGUUGGUCUGUGACGCAUUAACCAACCGUGUGUGUUGGACGACAUGUGUACAUUAAUGGGAUGCUUAACGUAAUCCCCGUGGAUUUCCCCUUUUCCAGCACGUAAACUGGCUCUUCUAACCUAAAUCAAAUAACCUAAAGCAUCUGUAAUUAAGCAAAUUAAGAGAUGAAAUGCUAACUGGCAGCUGGCGCACCGUUGGUACAUCGCUUCCUGCUGUCUCCUCGUGUGGGCGUGGUCCAGGCCGGCCUGGCCUCCCAUUGGUCAGCCUCAUCCUGGCAGGGGAAUAUGACGCAGGGAACACCAUGUGACCUCUGGCGCAUCUGUGUCGGUGCGCCUUUCCAUUACUUAUGAGUAUACUCAGCUAUCUUCUUAUUUAGAUGAUGUACUCUUAACUGUGUUAAUCUUUAUGUUGUGCUUAGUGAGCCGAUGCUCUCGUCGGCUGAGUUCAUUAAUGUAAAUGUGAAGGAUUCGUGGGGAAUGUUCAAAUAAUCACACUCUAGGUGAUCAAAUAUUAAUAUUAAUAUUGCACUAUCAAAAGCGAAUCAUAAGAGCGUGUACGUGGUGAUGGCUAUGUUCUUCUUGUACCUAAAUAUGUAUAAAUACAAGUCCUUGAUCGCUCCAGAACAUUAUGAAAAACUCUAAACCGUUAGCAAUUCGUCGAAAGGGAAGUCAUGAGACUGCUGCAACAUUUAUGUAACAGCCUGUUCAUCAUCCAUGUGUCAGGGCCCAUGAGCAAAAUGGAAGUACUUCUCUCAGAGGACUUGCCGGUUUGAGGCCAGAGAAUCAGUUAUCUGUGUGCCUAGAUUGAGGCUUUAUGUUUUAAUUGGUCUGGGAAGAAACUAAACACUCAUUUUAUGGCCUUUCUCUGUGGUAUUUUCUGUAUUUCCUCGUCAAUCGUGCCCUUCAAUCAAAUAUCGCUUUACAUAGACCCACGUAAAUUUAUAAAUCCUCUUUCCUCACCAUUGGCUGUUCUGUAUAAUUGUAGUUAUGGUUGUUAAAUGCGUAGACUGGUUUGGCCUUGGUUUACCAAACGUGCCAUGUUGGGAGACCAUGACUCAGCAGGUUACACAGAGGCCCACCAGCCUAGAGGACAGUGACUUGGUGUCAUAUCUACUCCAGCCCUACCUUUUGGAGGGGGCUCACCUUGCAGCUGUUCUAGGUGUGGGAGCACCUGGCUCUGCCCCCAUGCGGUGCCUCUGCACCAUAGCUGCACCGUAACGUGCUGACUAAUGCUGGCAGGGUCUGGACCAACAGAGGCAGUGAAGAAAUUCCUGUGAGAGCAGAGGCAUAGGGUUGACGUUUUUUUCCCUAAUGCGUAUUGUGUCAAUACCUGUUCCCAUAUCGUCAGUCAAAAUGUCUGCUGUUCUCAUGGUGUUUUGGUUUGGACUGUAUGGCAUGUCAACUAUAAGGGUCUUUACGACGCCUUGACCAAUGCUGAACUAAGGCUGUGACGUAGUUUUUAACAAACGGCGCUCUAGUUGUGUUUACUAUACACUGCACGUGGGCUCUUCCUACCAACGUCGUGAGGGUUAUUAAUAGCGUGGCUCUAUAUGAGCCUAGGGGCUGCGGUGCCUGAGCCAAGCUGCUGUGCGGUGGUGUGACAUGGCUGCGUGGCGAUGUACGCCACAUCUCUAGUCCUUCGUGACCUUGUGCGUGUCCGCAGCGUCGGGGUGGCACGGCCGUUAGACGGACACCACAGGGUCUCCUGGUCCCUGCUCUUGCCCUCGGGGACAAACCGACUGAAUCCUGAGCCCUGCGUUUGCACGCUCGCCGCAUCCUCCUCUUCUGUGGGUGUGAGUGUCGCUGCCGGAGGGGGGAUUGGUCCAUGUAGCGCGCUGAGGUUUCUGUGGCGGUCUUUGAUCGCGUCAAGCCUCUUUGUUCCCAGGAGGAACCGUACGAUCUACGGGGGUACCCACCCAGCAUCAGCAUCCACCAUGCCUCAGCAGAAGACGAUGGACAUGGGCUCGGCCUUCAUCCAGACCCAGCAGCUCGGAGCCGCCAUGGCUGACACCUUCCUGGAGCACCUGUGUCUGCUGGACAUCGACUCGGAGCCCACCACCGCCCGCAACACGGGCAUCAUCUGCACCAUCGGGCCAGCCUCCCGCUCUGUGGACAUGCUGAAGGAGAUGAUCAAAUCUGGGAUGAACGUCGCCCGCUUGAACUUCUCCCACGGCAACCACGAGUACCACUCGCAGACCAUCAAGAAUAUCCGCGAGGCCUGUGAGAGCUUUGAGCCCGGCAGCAUCCACUACCGGCCAGUGGGCAUCGCCCUGGACACCAAGGGGCCCGAGAUCAGGACCGGACUGAUCAAAGGAAGCGGGGAGGCGGAGGUGGAGCUGAAGAAGGGCAACAUGAUCAAGCUGACCCUGGACGACAGCUUCAUGGACAACUGUGAUGACACGGUCCUGUGGCUGGACUACAAGAACAUCCCCAACGUGGUGGAGAUCGGCAGCAAGAUCUACAUCGACGACGGACUCAUGUCCCUGCAGGUCAAGGAGAUCGGCUCAGACUACCUGAUGUGUGAGAUCGAGAACGGCGGCACGCUGGGCAGCAAGAAGGGCGUGAACCUGCCGGGCGCGGCCGUGGACCUGCCCGCCGUCUCGGAGAAGGACAUCCAGGACCUGCAGUUCGGCCUGGAACAGGGCGUGGACAUGGUGUUCGCCUCCUUCAUCCGCAAGGCGGCGGACGUCAAGGCGGUGCGCGCCGUCCUGGGGGAGAAGGGAAAGGACAUCAAGAUCAUCAGCAAGCUGGAGAACCACGAGGGGGUCCGCAGGUUUGACGAGAUCAUGGAUGCCAGCGACGGCAUCAUGGUUGCCCGCGGCGACCUGGGUAUCGAGAUCCCCACGGAGAAGGUCUUCCUUGCCCAGAAGAUGAUGAUUGGUCGCUGCAACAGAGCCGGCAAGCCAAUCACGUGCGCUACACAGAUGUUGGAGAGCAUGAUCAAGAAGCCCCGCCCCACGCGCGCCGAGGGCAGCGACGUGGCCAACGCCGUGCUGGACGGCGCCGACUGCAUCAUGCUGAGCGGGGAGACGGCCAAGGGCGACUACCCCCUGGAGGCCGUCCGCACGCAGCACAUGAUCGCCCGCGAGGCGGAGGCGGCCAUGUUCCACCGGCAGGUGUUCGAGGACCUGCGGCGCAGCACCCCGCCCUCCACCGACCCCGCAGAGGCCAUCGCCAUCGGCUCCGUCGAGGCCUCCUUUAAGAUUCUAGCCGCCGCCUUCAUUGUGCUCACAAACUCUGGAAGGUCCGCCCACCUGAUCUCCAGGUACCGCCCCCGCGCCCCCAUCAUCGCGGUGACGCGUAGCGGGCAGACGGCCCGCCAGGCCCACCUGUACCGCGGCAUCUUCCCCGUGCUCUACAACCGGCCCGCCCACAACGUCUGGGCUGAGGACGUCGACCUGCGCGUCAACUUUGCCAUGGAGAUGGGCAAGGCCAGGGGCUUCUUCAAGGACGGCGACGUGGUCAUCGUGCUGACCGGCUGGCGCCCGGGCUCCGGCUACACCAACACCAUGAGGGUGGUCAUCGUGCCCUAAGGGUCUCUGGCCUGCUCACCCCCCCCCCCCCCCCUCUGCACACCUUCCGUCUCAUUCCUCUGCAACACUCAGCCUUCUCCCCCAGCUGCCCACGCACCAGUUUAGUCAUCAGACACACGCGAUAAGGUUCCUCACCCCCAACACGCGGCCUGACGGCGGCAGCGUGUCGGUCUCUAUAUACACUCCAUCCUUCCUCACGCUGACGUCUCUCUGAAACUCUCCAGGGCGGCAGCUUGGUACACUCCGACCACGCCCUCCUGUAUUUAUUCCCUGGUAGUGAGAGGCCCGACGGGUUUAGCACGCCGGUAGCUGGGUUUCA